AUGGUUAACUGGGAGCAAAUUCUGUAUUCCGCCCAGGUGGCUGGAGCUGGGAUUGCUUUGUUCCUACAUUAUAUACUUAUUAAACUUAUUAUAAACCAUUCGCCAAAGGAGAUUGGAGACUAUAAAAACUUGAUGUUAUUUAUUUCAGUUUUUGAAAUAAUCUAUGCGAUUCUUGAUGUUAUUGUUCAACCGAUUUUUCACUCAUUUGAAUCUACUUUCAUGCUCAUCGUGGACACAUCUUCAUCCAAAGUGAACAAAAAACUUUGGGAAAUUCUUGCAGUCAUCUACUGUGGCUUCUACGGAUCUUCCCUGGCAAUCUUCUCCAUCCAUUUUGCAUACCGCUACUGGGUAGUCAGUGGAACACAUCAAACUGUGCUUAACUCAUUUCAUAAGACAACAGUCUUAAUUUGGCUAAUUGCCCCAUUUUCCGUUGGCCUAAUUUGGGCUCUUGUCGGUUAUUUUUUAUGUUAUCCGAGAGCGAGUACAACGGAACAUUUAAACGAUAAUGUUCGCGCAAGGCUUGGUUUGAAUAUCAGCGAUAUUGUGUAUUUUGCACCUUAUUUUUAUGAGAAAAACGAGAUGGGUCAAAAUGUGAUAUACUGGCCAUCGUUCAUUGGAAUUAUGCUGGACUCGAUGAGCAUUAAUAUUUCAUUAAUGUUUUCGGCGUAUUUCGGAAUAAAAUGCUGGCUAAGAAUGGACGCAAUUUUUUCAAGCUCUUCUACUCAUUUUCAAAAUCUUCAUAGCCAGUUGUUCUAUGCUUUAGUGGCACAAGCUAUGAUUCCCAUUUUCCUAAUGCAUAUUCCUGCUCUCACAAUGUUCAUUUUCACGUUUCUGAACUUUGAUGCCGGUUUUUUGAGUGGAACAGUGUCGCUGACAAUCGCAUUGUUCCCAACACUAGAUCCACUUCCAACUAUGCUAAUUUUUUGCCAUUAUCGAAAAGCAAUUACCAAUUAUAUUCGAACUCGAUACAAAAAAGUCCGAAAAACAAAGUUUUGUAGAUGCCUGGUGGCCAAGAAGUCUAGAAACCCCAAUUCAUCUAUUACACUUUGA
Caenorhabditis elegans is the source of this 1050-nucleotide messenger RNA. RefSeq names its product Serpentine receptor class r-10 (gene str-211). The transcript has 4 exons. Gene Ontology annotation, cellular component: ciliary membrane. Gene Ontology annotation, biological process: detection of chemical stimulus involved in sensory perception of smell. The record is from RefSeq and is marked reviewed. NCBI's taxonomy places the organism in Eukaryota, Metazoa, Nematoda, Chromadorea, Rhabditida, Rhabditidae. Bases 1 to 1050 code for a protein of 349 amino acids.